AUGCUGCAGCACGAGCAGCAAGGACUUGGACUCAGAGAAAGUGUUACUGUGCUGCACCUUCCGCUGCUGCAGCAGCUGCAGCAGCGGGGGCUGCUGGUGGUUUCGCCCGAGGGCUUUCCGCAGCCCCGCGCGCGCCUCCCCCGCGCCCCCCACUGCAGCAGCAGCAGCAGCAGCAGCAGCAGGGCCCCACAGCGGCGCAGCACUUACGAUGAUUUGCUGCUGCUGCAGCUCGCGCUGCGGCGAGAUGCCUUUAUAGUCAGCAACGACCGCAUGCAAGAUCUGCAGCAGCUACACCCCCACUACAGCCAACUUAUCAAGGAAAGAAGGCUUUCUUACGCCUUCUCAGGGUCGGGCGCUGACCCAGGCAGCUGGUCAGUUUUGCCUUUGCCCGCGGACUUGACUGCUGCUGAUAUCAGCAGCAGCAAGUGCAGCAGCAAAUGCAGCAGCAGCAGCAGCAAAGUCAACUGCGAGCUGGCCAUUUGGCUGCGAAUCGCCCGGGCCAUUUUUAGGCGAGUCGAAUGA
Molecule: messenger RNA, 522 nt
Organism: Eimeria tenella
Lineage: Eukaryota; Apicomplexa; Conoidasida; Eucoccidiorida; Eimeriidae
Exons: 2
Coding region: 1-522 (173 amino acids)
Source: RefSeq, a predicted model, not a curated record